CUGCUGGACUGGAUCCAGUUUCAUGUUUGAAGCGUGUUUACUGGGUUCUGAGCUACUUACGUCCAGGUGUGUUUUUUCUGUCCUGUGCGUACCUGUUUCUGUGGAUUCACCCAGCAGCUGGGUGGAGAUGGAACCAGAACCGAACCAGUCCAGUAGAAUUACCUUUAUUUGAUAUCAUUAGAAUUUCCUUUUGCUUAAUCCUUUUUUUUUUUCAUUUGAUUUAUGAUCUUUUAUGUUUUGAAUGAUUCUUUUGGGGUUUUUUCUGUUAGUCAUGAUUUAUUUUUUAUGUGAUUUUUCUGAGAAACUUUACUUACCUGUUGCCAAAGUAAGUUUCUAUGUAAUUGAACUUACCUGUGUACCUGCUUUCCUUACUGGUGAAGGUUCUCUUCCUGAUCGUGGUAAUCCACAAGGGCUUGAAUGAAGACUUCUUUGGUUUGAUUUGGUUUUAGUCCACUUGCCUUCCUUUGAGCCCUUGUGGAUUGUGAGGAUACAGCAGUCAUUAAAACAUGGGCAGGGCUGAUGGGUAUGAGGUGGAGCUCUGGCUCACCUGUGGAACUCGUAUCAUGGACACAAAUGCAUCGGAGAUCAGCCACAUGGUCCUCCUGCUGCUUCAUCUCUGAUCAACAUUGGUUAUAAACUCCAAACCUGCCUUGUUUCUGACAACCAGCAGGAGGCGGGGUCUGUUAUAAACACCUGUUUUAGUACCUGUUUUUUUUAAACGAACACUUCAGAUUUAUGUUCAUGAAAACAUUUCCCUUUUUCUUUUUAAAAGCCUGGAACCAGUCGUUUUGACUUCCUGUCAGGGUCAACACACACACACACCUGUGGCUCCUCCUUCCUAUUUAGAUUUAAAUGCAGGCUGAGUGAGCCAACAGAUGAAGACUUCUCAGGUAAACUCACCUGGAGCAGAGACAGCUGGAGAUACGGAAGAACAGGACCAGAAGAAGACAGGUGGACAUCUGUUUGACAUUUUUAAAUCAGAGUGGUUUUGUUCUCAUCGCUCUGAAGUCCAGAUGUGUGGUUCUGGAGAACCAGAGCUGAUAUUUGUUUUUGUUCAGAUCUUUUUAAUUGAACAUAUCUGACUAACCAGUGAACAUGAGUCGUUCUUCUAUGUUCAUGGAGCUAUCCUGACCUGAACCAGAACCUCAGACUGAUCUAGAACCAGAGCAGAGUCCACACGGGUUGUGUUGUUCCACAGGGUUGUAGAACCACAGGGAUCAGAACUGGGCCAAGCUCUAGUCUCUCAUUCUGAGGAGAAGGAUCUUCUCUCCAUCUUCAUGUCUGAACCUCGGGUUGUCACCAACGUGAUGCUGAGCAGGAACCGUGUCAUCGGAUCAUAAUGCUGGUUUGUGGUCUCCUGCUGCUCACCUGGACCCUGCUAGCCAUGGUCCAGAGCCACAGCUGGACACCCUGCACAGAUCUGCUGCCUCUGGACCUGCUGUCCAGAGUCAUGCCCCAUUCAGGCCAAGCUCCACUCACAAAGGUGCAGAUGGUUCAGUCUAGAGGAUACAGAGGUGUCAGACUGACUGGCACUGCUCCAGCGGCUAUGGGUUUCCCCGCCUCCCAGAUCUUCUCCAGCUGUGAUGAUUUUCCUGCUGAGUUUUCAUUGGUCACAACCAUAAAACUUCAGAAACUUCGAAAAAAGACCAAUGAGUACAUCCUGUCUGUGGUGAAGGAGGGGUCUGAUUCACUGUUGCUAGGGUUACGAAUCUCUGAGAACCGACUUCAUCUCCUGACCAAGCCCCCUGAAGCUGGUGGGUGGAGUCGGAUCAGUUUCAGAGACGUUGGACUGGAUGACAACCGCUGGCACACGGUGGUCCUGGCUGUCUCAGGACAUUAUGCCACACUGACCAUCGACUGUGGACUGCCUCUGGAACUUAAACUGGUCUGGUCCUUCCCCGGGACCUUGAGCACCCAAGGAUCCUGGUUCUUUGUGGGCAGCAGGGGUCACUGGAGGGGUCGCUUCACUGGUCUGCUCCGUCAGCUGGUUCUGCUACCAGGUUCAGAUGCCACGCCCAGAUUGUGCCCAAACUUUGACCCCGGUCUGACUGAGCUGUCCAUCCCACCGGUCCUGAAGUCAACCCCUUUGCAGUUGGACCUGCUCAGACCACUUUACCCGUACGAGGCUGAGACCAGAAUCACUAUGGGGACAUGUCCACCAUGUUCAGCACCAGAAACGGGUCAGCUGUGGUUUAACGCUGAGAGGAGGAGCCUGUUUAUGUGCGAUGGGACGACCUGGAGGACACUGCUGCAGAAUCAAAAACGUCUGGACUAUGUGGAGGACUACCAGGACCUCUAUACCUGCUCAGAAACCUUUGACGUGGAGAUAUUCUCCAUCCCGUCUGAGGGCCUCUUCAUGGCUGCAGCCAACAGAGCCUCUCGACCCGGAUCGGGAAUCUACCGCUGGAGAAACGAGUCGUUCCACCUGUACCAGAACAUAAGCACACAGGAGGCCCGGGGCUGGAAGCACUUCACCAUUGGUGACAAGGUUUUCCUCGUGGUGGCAGAUGCAGGGGAGGUGGAGCCUGAGCUGUCAGUCAUCUAUCAGUGGAACCAGAGACGGAGGCGGUUCUUGCGGUACCAGAUUCUGGAGACUCAUGCUGCCCAGGACUGGGAGGCCUUCCAGAUACAUAACCACAGCUUCCUGGUGGUGGCCAAUCACAGACGAGCCAGAGACUCCAACCACAACAUCCCCAGCGUGGUCUACAGGUGGAACUCAGACUCUCAGCUGUUUGAGGUGUACCAGACCUUGUCCACAUCUGGAGCAUAUGACUGGGAGUUCUUCACCGUUGGACCAUACCACUUCCUGGUAGUGGCCAACACCUUUGAUGGACACACUACCACCAUCAGCUCCACCAUCUACCUCUGGCUGGACAGCCGCUUCCAGACCUUCCAGAACAUUACGACGGUUGGAGCCACAGACUGGGAGAUGUUCCAGUUUGACGGCAGGUUCUUCCUUGCCGUGGCCAACAGUCAGCAGCUGUCCCGGCGCGGCCCCAGUCUCUACAGCAUCAACUCCACCGUGUACGAGCUCAACACCUUCACACGGACCUUCAUCAGGUUCCAGGACAUCUUGACCCACAGCGCUGUGGACUGGGAGUUCUUCACCCUCGGAGAUGAGAAGUUCCUGGUUGUGGCUAAUUCUCAUGACGGCAGCUCGUACUCUCUGAACAGCAUUGUGUACAGGUGGCAGGGCUAUGAGGGCUUUGUCCCCGUCCACAGUCUGCCCACGUUUGGCUGCAGGGACUGGGAACACUUUAGCACUGACCAGGGCUCCUUCCUGAUAUACUCCAGUGCCACCUCUAGACUCAGCAAGGUGUUCAGACUCAGAACAUACUGAAGACUGGUCCGGACCAGACUACCACCACUUUCAUAUUCUGCUGGCAUCAUGGCUCUUAGGGCGGAGCCACAACUCAACCUGUAUGCUUUUUACAUCUGCAGACAUUCAAAGAACUCUUUACUCAUGAAGCCCUUUGUUAGUUUGAUUUCAGUCCACAACACCUGAUCCAGUCCAGAACACCCGAUCCAGUCCACAACACCCGAAUCAGUCCAGAACACACCUGCUGCAGGUGGGUUCUGGUCAAGUGAGCUGAGAUCACAAGCUAAAGAAAUGCUGAUUACUUAGAAAUAUUAAAGCCCUCAUCAGGUCCAUCAAUAAAACAAAAUGUUUGAUCUUAAAAUGUUCAAACUGAUCUCAAUCAAUUAUUUUUAAAGAAUUUUUAAAUGAAUCUUUUUUUUUUUUAGCAUUUUUUAAAUGUAUUUACUCUUUAUUUAACCAGGAAGGUCACACUGAGUUUAAAAACCUCAUUUUCAAGGAAGUCCUGGCCAAGAGGCAGCAAAAGUUACAGAACUUUUCAGUUGCACAGACAUGCACAAAGUUACAGAGGGCAGUUACAACACAGGGAAUUCAUAGUUAUAUAAAUAAUUUUAAGAUAAUUUAAGACUUUUUUAUGUUACAUUUAAAUAUUUCAUUAUUGUUUUGUAAAGAUUGUCUUUGAAGCUUCACUAAUAAACAUAUAUGAAUUUUAA
Messenger RNA from Nothobranchius furzeri (turquoise killifish), 4029 nucleotides. RefSeq names its product thrombospondin-type laminin G domain and EAR repeat-containing protein. Gene Ontology annotation, biological process: signal transduction. The record is from RefSeq and is a predicted model, not a curated record. NCBI's taxonomy places the organism in Eukaryota, Metazoa, Chordata, Actinopteri, Cyprinodontiformes, Nothobranchiidae.